Messenger RNA from Temnothorax curvispinosus, 1150 nucleotides. Its product is annotated as E3 ubiquitin-protein ligase RNF14-like. NCBI's taxonomy places the organism in Eukaryota, Metazoa, Arthropoda, Insecta, Hymenoptera, Formicidae. The record is from RefSeq and is a predicted model, not a curated record. Gene Ontology annotation, molecular function: ubiquitin protein ligase activity; ubiquitin conjugating enzyme binding; zinc ion binding. The annotation marks the transcript as partial. The transcript has 2 exons. Gene Ontology annotation, biological process: protein polyubiquitination; ubiquitin-dependent protein catabolic process; positive regulation of proteasomal ubiquitin-dependent protein catabolic process. Gene Ontology annotation, cellular component: ubiquitin ligase complex; cytoplasm.
UCUGGAACAUAUUUUUUUGUUACUCUGUCUUUUUAUGUUACAGAUUCAGUAAAAGAAUGUAGAAUUCUAAUUGUAAGAAUAUAGAAUGUAAUUCUAAUAACUUCUUUAAUAGUAAGAUCACAUUGAUCAAGAUAACAAGAUGUCUUGUGAGACUGCAAGCAAUCGCCAACGACAGGAGGAUGAAAUGGUUGUCCUUUCUAGUAUCUACGACGAAACAGAAUUCUUCUACACAAAAAGCGAAUAUAUAAAAUGCUCGAUCACCAUAUAUCCAAAAUUUUCUAAAAAACUAGAAAUAAAGUUUGAUAACGGCAGUCCCUCUGAUGUAGCUAUUUCCGACGAUAGCAUCUUCAUUGAGUACUUGCCGCCAAUCAGAAUGUACAUCAAUCUCCCGAAUACGUAUCCAUCUCAGAAGCCACCAAAUUUCUACAUCUCCGUUGUCUGGUUGACACCUUGGGACAUCUCUUUCAUCUGUCAGAAAUUAGAUGAAAUGUGGGAAGAGAACCAGGGUAACGAGGUCAUCUUCGUAUGGCUAAAUUUCCUACAAGAUGAUAUUUUCAAUUUUUUAAACAUACACGAAACGUUAGACAUUUCCUACUUGCAUCUCAUUCACACGUUACGAGAUAAUGUCAUGUUACGCCUGGUGCAGUUAUCCGAUCCCAGGGCUCAGAAUGGUGCAUUGUUAUUAGAUAUAAAAAGAUUAUUGAUAUCUUACAACAAGCAGCAACAUAAAGUACAAUUUCACAAGAAUGUUUAUCCUUGUUGCAUAUGCUUCGAGGAAUGUGCAGGACUGAACUGUAUAGAAUUGGAAAACUGUAAACACAUCUACUGUAAAAGUUGCAUGGAGAAGCACAUACGCAUCAACAUCAUCGAGCGUAUUAAUGCUAUAUUGUGUCCGACGAUAGAUUGCAAACGCAAAAUAAGUGACAACGACGUUAAGACUCUCUGUCCAGACUUGUUUUUCCAAUACGAAGAGAUUAUGUUGCGAGUAACAUUAGACACUAUGGAUGAUGUAGUGUAUUGCCCAAAAAUUUCUUGUCAAUAUCCGGUUAUCAGAAACCCGGGCGAUGACGCACCGAUUUGUCCCAUCUGCAAGUAUUGUUUCUGCGUCUAUUGCCGUAAGGUAAGAUGUAUCUCAAUAUUUAAACGCAUA